Tupaia belangeri chinensis (Chinese tree shrew) is the source of this 1401-nucleotide messenger RNA. It is a transcript of the gene KRT18, whose product is annotated as keratin 18. Lineage: Eukaryota; Metazoa; Chordata; Mammalia; Scandentia; Tupaiidae. The record is from RefSeq and is a predicted model, not a curated record. Gene Ontology annotation, molecular function: structural molecule activity. Gene Ontology annotation, cellular component: cytoskeleton; keratin filament. Gene Ontology annotation, biological process: intermediate filament cytoskeleton organization.
UCCUGGCUUCUUGCUUUCUUUCUUCGACAGCAUGAGCUUCACCACCCGCUCCACCACCUUCUCCACCAACUACCGGUCCCUGGGCUCGGUCCAGGCGCCCAGCCACCGGGUCCGGCCAGCCAGCAGCGCCGCCAGCGUCUAUGCAGGCGCCGGUGGCUCAGGCUCCCGCAUCUCGGCCUCCCGGAUCUCGGUUUCCCGCACCAGCACGGUCCGGGGAGGCUGGGGAGCCGGGGGCCUGGCGGCGGGGAUGGCCGGGGGUUUGGCCGGAAUGGGGAGCAUCCAGGGCGAGAAGGAGACCAUGCAAGACCUGAACGACCGCCUGGCCUCCUACCUGGACAGAGUGAGGAACCUGGAAACGGAUAACCGUAGGCUGGAGAGCAAAAUUCGGGAACACCUGGAGAAGAAGGGGCCCCAGGUCAGAGACUGGGGGCAUUACUUCAAGACCAUCGAGGAGCUGAGGGCACAGAUCUUUGCAAACUCUGUGGACAAUGCCCGCAUCGUUCUGCAGAUAGACAAUGCCCGUCUUGCUGCUGAUGACUUUAGAGUCAAGUAUGAGACAGAGCUGGCCAUGCGUCAGUCUGUGGAGAGUGACAUCCAUGGACUCCGCAAGGUCAUUGAUGACACCAAUGUCACUCGGCUGCAGCUAGAGACAGAGAUCGAGGCUCUCAAGGAGGAGCUGAUAUUCAUGAAGAAGAACCAUGAGGAGGAAGUCAAUGGCCUACAAGCCCAGAUUGCCAGCUCUGGGUUGACUGUGGAAGUGGAUGCUCCCAAAUCUCAAGACCUCAGCAAGAUCAUGGCAGACAUCCGGGCCCAAUAUGAUGAGCUGGCUCAGAAGAACCGAGAGGAGCUGGACAAAUACUGGUCCCAGCAGAUUGAGGAGAGCACCACAGUGGUCACCACACAGUCUGCCGAGGUCGGAGCUGCAGAAUCGACACUCACGGAGCUGAGACGCACGGCCCAGUCCUUGGAGAUUGACCUGGACUCCAUGAGAAACCUGAAGGCGAGUUUGGAGAACAGCCUGAGGGAGGUGGAGGCCCGCUAUGCCAUGCAGAUGGAGCAGCUCAAUGGGGUCCUGCUGCACCUGGAGUCAGAGCUGGCACAGACCCGGGCAGAGGGGCAGCGCCAGGCCCAGGAGUUGCUGAACAUCAAGGUCAAGCUGGAAGCUGAGAUUGCCACCUACCGUCGCCUGCUGGAAGACGGCGAGGACUUCAGUCUCACUGAUGCCCUGGACAGCACCAACUCCAUGCAGACCAUCCAGAAGACCACCACCCGCAAGAUAGUAGACGGCAAGGUGGUGUCUGAGACCAACGAUACCAAGGUUUUGAGGCGUUGAGACAGCAGAAACAGGGUACCCUUGGGAAGCAACGGGGCAAUAAAAAACACAGCGAUCAUUGCAUGUCA